AUGAGUCCCUCCCACUUUCCGGGGCUCAAGCCCACCAAGUCCGCCGAAACGGCCAGGAUAGAUCUGUCCGAGAUUCAGAAAGAUGAACUUCUGGCUCUCGAAGCGAUCUACGCUGAUGACUUCGUGGACCAUACCGGCGAACAGAGUGCGUGGAAGAAAACGGAGCCUACCUUUGAUAUCCACAUCAGGUCAACAAUUGAUGAAGACUUCUCACUUACAGUGAGAUUUGUUAUGAAUGCGUCCUAUCCCAAGUCGCCACCUAUAAUCAGCCCACGGAAUCAUGGACACCUCCGCGAGGUCAUCAGGUUCAAGCUUCAAAAGUUCCUCGAAACCCAGCCCAAGAUCCUUGCUGAAGAUGGCGAAGCCAUGAUUAUGCAGAUUGUGGAUGGCGUCCGUGAGAUUCUCGAUGACGCCGCCCAGAAGAAGGCUGAUGGUAGGGACCUGCCGUCUCUGGAGGUUGAGCGUGAACGCCACGAGGCUCAACUAGCCACUGCAGCGAAGGAGAGGAAGGAGCAGGAACAACGCGAAAGGGACGAGCAGAACAAAGAAGAGGAGCGCGUAAUGGCUGCAAUGCUGCAAAAGGAGAUUGACCGGAAAGCGCAAACUGCAAAGGAGUUCAGGUUGGGACGCCAGUCUAAUGGACACUCCCAAGGGCCAUCCGACAACAGCCCCUCGGCCUCAGAAACUCUCGAAUUCGACCAGUACUGCCAUACCACGGACAAGAAAGGCGAUCCCAUAUCGUUCCUCGCCGUCACCGACAAGGAUGACCCUAUACCGGGCCCAGUCUCUAUCAUAUACAGUGUGCGACCUGUCUUUACGCAAGGGCCAGGACGACACGUGAUGGCCUUGAAAGAGGCUGUUCUCCGCCCGAACGUGAGCAAGGAGUCGAAAGACUUCAAGAAGCAGCUCCAGACGCUCGAGUCGCGAUUGCAGGAUCUGAAGCAGGGCAAGGUGAGGCAUGCGCACCUCGUUGAGGUUUUGGAUUUCAAAGUCGAGAGCAGCACCACCGUUGACUCUCUACCCUCUCUUUCGUGGAGGGUCAGCGUCUUGACGCCUCUGGCUGACAAAGGUUCUUUGGAAGAAUAUCUGGCCGAUUCACCAGGCAUUGAGCUUGGCAAGGUGCGGUCCUGGACCAGGGAUUUGCUAGAUGCCUUGAAUUUCCUGCACAACAAGAACAUCGUCCACGGUGAUAUUCACUCGGGCAACGUCUUGCUCUUCCGUGGCCCUACGGGCACGAUCCCGAAACUUUCAGACGCAGGAUAUCAGCGAGAGAUACACAACAUGGCAGUCAAGCGUGGCAUGCCCAUCCUGGAAUCUUCCAAGUCCGCGUAUUGGCUGGCCCCUGAGAUAGCCGGAGUGUCGAAACCGCCGUACACAUACAAGACAGACGUAUGGGACUUUGGCAUUGUAUUUGUGGAGCUUAUCUUCGGAUCGAAUAUCCUGCGGCAAUACUCCUCGCCGAGAAAUCUCAUGGACUCUCUGCCACUUUCACGGUCUUUGCAAGAGCUCGUUGGUCGCUUUUUCAAAGAAGAGAAGCAGAAAAGGCCACGCCCAUUCGAAUUGGGAUCCAAAGACUUCAUCGAGGAGGGCCGGCUAGGCAAAGGCGGGUUUGGAGAAGUUGUCAAGGCUCGGCAGAAGCUUGACGGCCAUAUCUACGCAAUCAAGAAGAUCACCCAGCGAUCCCAACAUAGCCUCACAGAGGUUUUGAAAGAAGUCAGACUUCUUUCUCGGCUCAGUCACCCGGCUGUUGUCCGUUACUACAGCACGUGGGUCGAGGAAGUUGCUGUAGAUGCUGGAAGUAGUGAUACCGCUACCCUCACAUCGACAGAAGGUGUCACGGGAGACACAGGAAUCUCAGGCUCUCAAGCUGCCGAGUCUGGCGAUGUUGAUAUGCAAUUUCAUACCAGCACCGGCGGCUUGGAUUUCAUCUCGUCUAAUGCAGGAGUACAGUUCGGCUAUGAUGAUGAUGAGUCGGAGGAAGAAGAGGGUGAUGACUACUUUAACUCAGACGAUGAUGACGAAGAUGACGACGGCGAAAGCACCGAGGAGGAAAACGACUCAGACGAGCGUGCUGUCUCGCCGUUGCGGGAGCGGGGAACCAGGCGCUCCUCGCGUUUCCAGCGCCCUUUCAAGACUGUCCUCUACAUCUCGAUGGAAUAUUGCGAGAAGCGGACACUGCGCGACUUGAUCAACCGUAAUUUGUACAAGGACAACCAAGAAGUCUGGCGGCUGUUCAGGCAGACCUUGGAAGGGCUGGCGCACAUUCACGGCUUGAGCAUUGUCCAUCGUGAUCUGAAGCCUGAAAAUGUCUUCAUCAGUAAUUCUGACGGGUCAGAUAAUGUCAAGAUCGGCGACUUUGGACUGGCGACCAGUGGGCAGUUUUCCGUGGAUAGGGUCCUCGCGAACGGGUUUGAAACAGAUGACAUGACGAAGAGCAUCGGCACGGCUUCGUAUUCAGCGCCCGAGGUCAGGUCAGCUGUGAACGGGAUGUACAGCACCAAAGUCGACAUGUACUCUCUUGGCAUCAUCUUCUUCGAGAUGUGCUACAUUCCCAUGGUAGGCAUGCACAAGGCCGAUGUCAUUGGGCGGCUGCGCCGUGCUGAGCCUGCUCUGCCAUCCGACUUCCAAUCUCCCGAUAAAAACCAAGUUGAUAUUGUCCUAUCCCUCCUCUGCCACAAUCCGAAGGACCGACCAUCCAGCUCUGCCCUGUUGAAAAGUGGCAAACUGCCAGAGCCAAUGCAGAGCGAGACAAUAUCACGGGCCAUGGCCAGCUUAGCUGAUCCCAACUCUCCCUACGAUGGCCAAAUCCGGUCGGCGCUCUUUGCUCGUCCACUUGAGAAGACAAAAAACUACGCGUGGGACUUGAACUCGGUGGAGCUGACGCCCCAGGAGCUGUUAAACCAGCACAUCGUGGAGCAAAGACUGACGUCCAUCUUCCGUCGUCAUGGCGCUUUGCCUUCUCGACGAAGUUCCAUCUUCCCACGCUCGACGCACUAUGGCGAUAAUGCCGUUCAGCUGCUCGAUCGACACGGCACAGUGCUACAGCUCCCGUUCGACCUGACCAUGAGCCAUGCCCGGAUGAUGGCCAAGUCGACAAGCACCUUGCCUGUACAGAAGACAUUUUGUUUUGGCACGGUGUAUCGCGACAGGCAGGACAGUGGCCAGCCUCUGGAGUUCAACGCCGUUGACUUUGACAUUGUGACGUCGAAUACCUUGCAUCUUGCAUCGCAUGAGGCGGAGGUGCUGAAAGUCCUCGACGAAAUUAUUCACAUAUUUCCGGCCCUGAACCCAGCGCAGAUGUGCUUCCAGGUCGGGCAUUCCGAUCUGCUCAGGCUCAUCUUUGAGCACUGUGGCGUGGAGCCCCUUUGCUACAAGGCAGCGGCUGAACAGUUGUCCAAACUUAAUGUCCACGGGGUGACUUGGCAGAAAAUUAGCGCCGAGCUGCGGUCGCCAGCAGUUGGGGUCUCGGCAACGAGUGUGGACGAGCUGCAGCGCUUCGACUUCAGGGACACUCCGAAGCAGACCUUUGCGAAGCUCAAGACACUCUUCGAGGGCACUGACAUGUUUCAACGUGCAUCGUCUGUCAUUGCUCACCUCAAAGAAGUUGUCGAAUACACGAGGCGUCUCAACAUUGGUGUCCGACUGUAUAUCAGCCCCUUGAGCAGUUUCAAGGAGGACUUUUACACAGGCGGCAUAUUGUUCAGCUGCAUUUACGACCGCAAGAAGAAGGAUGUCUUUGCUGCUGGUGGGCGCUACGACAAUUUAAUCCGGGAGCAGCGCCCCAAGAUUGGGGGCCAACUGCAGGAGAAACACGCGGUUGGCUUCAGUCUGUCUUGGGACAGACUGUGCAAAGUCCCCAAGGCAGGCAAGGCGUUCCUCAAGAAGGGCGAAGAAGAAGCUUUGGGUAUGUUCGACGCCAACCGAUGCGACGCGCUCGUUGCAAGCUUCAAUGCAACAGUCCGCAACUCCAUGGGGUACGACAUUUUGCAGGUCCUGUGGCAGAACGAUAUCAGUGCCGAGCUGGCACAGGAUGCUCGGUCGCCGGAGGACCUAAUGGCGAAACACCGCGAUGAUUCAUAUUCGUGGAUCAUCAUCGUCAAGCAGGACUCGAUGCUCAAGAUCAAGAGCCUACGUCGAAAGGACGUGCCUGAUGCCGACGUGCCCGCACCGCAAUUGCUGUCCUGGCUGAGAGCAGACAUGCGAGAGCGGGAUCCCAGGGGUGCCAGUAAGAUCAAGGCACACACUCCGCACUCGGCAGCAGACAUGGGUUUCGGCGAAGGCAAGCGUGAAAGCGAAGUGCUUGUGCUGGCGGCCCAGACCAAGAGCAAGAAGUUCAACCGACGCACCGUCGUCGAGCAGGCGCAAUCCGAGGUGGUAACGCUCAUGGGCUCCUAUACGGAUGGGCCGAUUCUGGCCGUCGAGGGCAUCUCCGAUGCUGUGUUGGACGCCAUUCGCGCCGCGCCGCUCUCGAGCCCGGAUAAGUGGCGGCGAUUGAGUGAAUCGGUGGGCGGCGUGGAGAGGCACUAUGUGGGCAACAUUCGGGAGCAAUUGUCCAACUGGAGAGCGAGAUUCGAGACGGGCGGCUCGCAGCUUUGCUUCUUGUACAAUUUCCGGACGAGCCACUGCGUGUUCUAUGAUUUGGGAGCGUGA
This is a messenger RNA of Emericellopsis cladophorae, 4650 nucleotides long. Its product is annotated as Serine/threonine-protein kinase-like protein. Gene Ontology annotation, biological process: regulation of translational initiation by eIF2 alpha phosphorylation; DNA damage checkpoint signaling. Lineage: Eukaryota; Fungi; Ascomycota; Sordariomycetes; Hypocreales; Bionectriaceae. The record is from RefSeq and is a predicted model, not a curated record. Bases 1 to 4650 code for a protein of 1549 amino acids. The transcript is spliced from 6 exons. Gene Ontology annotation, molecular function: protein binding; eukaryotic translation initiation factor 2alpha kinase activity; ATP binding.